Messenger RNA from Arthroderma uncinatum, 1587 nucleotides. RefSeq names its product tripeptidyl peptidase SED3. The coding region runs from base 1 to 1587 and encodes 528 amino acids. Gene Ontology annotation, biological process: proteolysis. Lineage: Eukaryota; Fungi; Ascomycota; Eurotiomycetes; Onygenales; Arthrodermataceae. The record is from RefSeq and is a predicted model, not a curated record. The transcript is spliced from 2 exons. Gene Ontology annotation, molecular function: serine-type endopeptidase activity; tripeptidyl-peptidase activity.
AUGGUUCUCGAUAUUUCGACGCCGGAACACGAAAAAUAUGGCAAACACAUGUCGCGCAGGGAUUUGAAGGAACUCCUUCAACCACGCAAAGAAGUCUCGGAUUCAAUUGUCUCGUGGCUAGAAGAAGAGGGCGUCGCCAAACGGUCGAUACAAGACGACGGAGACUGGAUUCAGUUCGUCGUUUCAGUUUCUCAGGCUGAAAAAAUGCUAAAGACGCGGUUCUAUUACUAUCACGACUCAGCAGACCCUAGAAUCUCGAUGAUCCGCACCUUGAAAUACUCAGUUCCAGCCCAUCUGGCGCCGAGCAUUCAUAUGAUCCAGCCAACUACAAAAUUUGGAAAGCCCAGGAAGCAUGGCAAUUCAAUCGCUAGGCUGGAGGCUAUCAACCUAGCCAAUAUCACAGCCGUCAAUUGCAACUCGAGCAUAACCCCAAAAUGUCUAAGGGACCUUUACAAAAUGGGAAAUGCGUUGGCUAAGCCAGACUCUAGGAACGUUCUUGGUAUUUCCGGAUACCUUGACCAGUAUGCGAGAUACGGCGACUUUUACAAAUUUAUCAAGCUCUAUGCACCCGAGUUGAAAGGCGCCAACUUCUCCGUGGAGCAUAUAGGAAACGGCCUAAAUUUACAGAAUUCCACAAGAAGUAGUAUCGAAGCUAGCCUCGAUAUUGACUAUGCACUUGGCCUGUCCAACGCUACGGGUGUAUUCUAUACAACGGCCGGUAGAGGGCCGUUAGUUCCAGAAUUGGAGCAGCCUGACCAAGAGCAUAACUCUAAUGAGCCAUAUUUAGAUCAGCUUCAUUAUCUUUUAAGCCUACCGUCGGAGAAACUGCCAGCCAUUCUUUCAACCUCUUACGGAGAAAACGAACAAAGUGUCCCUGAGAAAUUCUCCAACGCGACUUGCAGCUUAUUUGCUCAGCUUGGAGCCCGCGGCGUCUCGGUCAUCUUCAGUAGUGGUGAUAGUGGAGUUGGCUCGUCAUGCUUGACGAACGGUAAAAAGAAAAUUACUAGAUUUAACCCGACAUUCCCGGCCAGUUGCCCUUUUGUUACGUCUGUUGGGGCGACUUAUAGAAUAAACCCCGAACGAGCCAUCUCAUUCUCGUCCGGCGGAUUUUCGGAUCGACAUGCCCGUCCUAAGUACCAAAAUGAUGCCGUUCAGGAUUACCUCGAUGAGCUUAGCGAUCGGUGGAAGGGACUAUACAAUCCUAGCGGGCGUGGAAUUCCAGACAUCUCUGCUCAAGGAGCCAAUUUUGCGAUCCAUGACCAUGGCAAAGUCACCCUGGCAUCUGGUACGAGUGCAUCUGCACCCGCAUUUGCGGCCAUAGUUGCAAAUCUCAAUACCAUCCGCCUGGAAGCCAACAAAUCGGUUCUUGGCUAUCUAAAUCCCUUCAUAUACGGGCGGGGUAGGCGAGGCUUUACUGAUAUUAUCCACGGAGGUUCCACAGGCUGCCUAGGCGACAAUACAACAAAUGUGACUGCGCCUGCUGUGCCAUAUGCCAGCUGGAAUGCCACUGAAGGAUGGGACCCAGUUACCGGGGUCGGAACCCCAAAUUUUGAGAUUCUGGCCAAGAUAGUCCGAACUAUGUCGUAG